AUGAAGAAAAUUAUUUAAGAGAACUUAUCUCCUGAAGAAGCAAAAACUCUCUGGAAAUAUCUUGAUGAUGCAUGUUAUCUCAUUGCUGAACAUCAAAGUAUGAAAUAUUAGAUUGAGGUUUAUAGCCAAACAACUAUCGUUCGCAGAAUUGUAUCAACAUGCCUACAAAUUGAUUCUCAAUAGGUUUGGAGAUUUCGCCUACACUCAAUUACAAGUUUCUAUUCAUAAAAUUGUGGAUAAACUCAUCAAUCCUCUAAACAUUAGCAAUGAUGAUUAAUUGUUGAAUGAUUUCGUUAAGGCCUACGAAGAGGUUCAACAUUUUAGCAAACUAUUGGCUGGCAUACUGCUUUACAUGGUAAAUCCCCCAUAUUUAUGCAAUAGGAAAAAUCCUAUAUACUUUAGAAAUCUCUCAAAACAAUCAAAAUCAUUUGCAAUGAAAGUUUUAAAAUUAAAUGUUUCGAGAAAGACUAAAAUCUGGCUUCAAAAUUACUCAAUUGUUUUCUUGCUCAAAUUCGCAAUGAUCGUAAUUCUGAAGUUAUCGAACAUUUUAAAUUAAAAAAUGCAUUAUAAAUACUUGUAAUAAUUUUCGCAUUACUCUAGAUUGACAUCAAUUAAGAAUAACAGAUAAAGAUCAAGGAACACAUUUACACUAUUGAAUAUAGAACCAAUGAUGACUUCUAUAAAUACUUUUUAGAACGCAAACUUAUUUAAGAUUCUCACCGCUAUUUCAAAGAAGAAAGCUAAUCAAAUCUAAAUAAAAUGACUAUUGAAGAGUACAUCCUUUUUGUAGAGAAAAGAUAUUACAGUGAAGUCGAAAGAGUUUAAUGUUAUAUACCUAAAGUUUCACAUUAAAAGGUUUUGGAUAGUUUCAUCAAAAAUUAUGUCACUUACAAUUCGUAAUACAUUUCUUAAGGACUCUAAGAUUUUAUUGAAAAUGAUAAGACUACUAUUUUCAUUAAGAUUUAUUAAUUAUUUGUCAAAAGUGAAGAAUUUGAUUAGUUCAUUAAAACAUUAACUUAAAUUAUUGUAGCCGAUUUAUAACUACUCAAUCAGAAUGAGAAUACUCUAUAAGGAUUCAUUAAAUUAUAUGAGAAGAUAUUCUUUAUGUAUGAUAUAAUUGCAUAAUUUGGAAACAACGAGCAUUCAUAUAAAUUUCACAAAGGCAUAAAAAGUAUUUCGCAUAUCUUAAAUAUUAUUAGAUGCUUUUGAGUAAGUCAUUAAUUAAGACAAUUUUAUAAUGUUUGAAUUGAAUAAAUACUUUGAUCAAAUAAUGAGAAAAGAGUCAUUGAGAGAUGACGAAAGGAAAGUAUAAAUAGAAAAGGGAUUUUUGAUAUUCAAAUUAGUCUAAUCGAAGGAUGAGUUUGAAUAAUUAUAUAGAAGACAUCUCUGUGUUAGAUUAUUAGAUUAAACAUCCAGUUCUUCUGAAGUCGAAAUUGAUUUUUUGAAGAAACUUAAAUUGGAAUGUGGCUCUGUCUUGACUCACAAGAUGGAAACCAUGUUUAGUGAUUUAUAAAGAAGCAACGAGGAAAGUUAAAAGUUUAGACAGAAAUUGUCAUCAAGUUAAAGGGAUGUUAUUGACAUAGAUGUAUUAGUUCUUACCUCUGAAUAAUGGCCAAUCACUGAUUAUAAACCAAUCAUUGUACAUAAUGAAUUGUUGUACUGGCAACAGCAAUUCACCUAAUAUUAUUAGAGCAAGAAUUAAAAGAGAAAAUUGGCAUUUAAUUAUGGAUUAGGCUCAGUGUCUCUUAAAGCCACUUUCGAUCAAAAUUGUAAGAAAGAUUUAGUUUGUUCUGUCUUAUAAGCAACGAUCUUAAUGCAUUUCAAUAAAUAACGCAUAUAUAAAUUGGAUGAAUUGAUUAAAUUAAUCAAUACUGAUUAAGAAACCAUGUAAUCAGAAUUAGAAAAUCUUCUAUUUUUUAAAUUAUUAAUCUAAAAUGAGGAAGAUAAUUCAUUAUAAUUAAAUUACAAGUUCUAACAUCGAAGUUACAAAAUUAAGGUCUAAUCAAAAAAACAAUAUGCUUUAUCUUACAAUUAGAAAUCCAAAACUAAAUGGUAGGAAUUCAAAAUAGAUUAGAAAGAAAUAAUAUUAGAUAGAAGAGUGUAUUUGGAAUCCUUGAUAGUUAAAGUUCUCAAAACAAAAAAGUAAUUGGAUCACAAAGAUCUAUUUAAAUACAUAGACAAAGAUGCGAAAACUAGACAUUUUCCUAUUGAAAUUCCCUUCUUUAAGGAAUGUAUAGAGAAUUUGAUACAAAAAGAAUACCUAAUAAGACAAGAUGGAUAAUUAGACACAUAUAUUUAUAAAGCAUGA
Paramecium octaurelia is the source of this 2308-nucleotide messenger RNA. Lineage: Eukaryota; Ciliophora; Oligohymenophorea; Peniculida; Parameciidae. The record is from the annotation of a GenBank genome assembly.